This is a messenger RNA of Angiostrongylus costaricensis, 627 nucleotides long. Lineage: Eukaryota; Metazoa; Nematoda; Chromadorea; Rhabditida; Metastrongylidae. The record is from the annotation of a GenBank genome assembly.
AGUACCACAUUAGUGAUAUGCGGUACUAAUCAUAUGUGCUUCUUCUCCGGGAUUAACUACAUGUGUUGCCCUAGUAACGAGCCUUCAAUUGACAUUCAACCCACGUGUCCGACUCCAGCACUAACUGUACUGGAUUCCUAUGGGAUACCGCUCAAGUGCAAUCCGCAAACACGGAGUUGCCUGAAGGUACAUUCUCAAUUUCAUAAAAAAUUGUCACUAAUUUGCGAAGAGUUCACGUCUGCUUUUUACUACACCGCAUUCGACAAUGUAGGAACCAAAAGUGACAAACGAGUUUCACAAAAACGAAAUUUCCACACCACCAUCGCUUAUGAGGAGUCGGCACUCGAUUGCCCUCAAAAAUCCAACAGCCUUACCAAAAGCGAUGGUUCGAGAACCCUGUGCAACACGAGCACUGAAUGUCCUGGAAAGGAUGCGUUUUGUUACGGCACAGUUGCGCGGUCCAUAUGUUGUGAGUGGUACAAUAUUCCAGACCACGGCGUUGGUGAGGACCCAUUGGGUACUGUGGAUUCGUCGAUUUUAGUGGAAUGCGUAUCUACUUUAACGCAGCAACCGUCGUCUAUUCGCAUGUCAUCAUCCGCACGCUUCUGCGGCAGAAUGUAUUCAUAA